Messenger RNA from Ochotona curzoniae (black-lipped pika), 986 nucleotides. RefSeq names its product phosducin like 3 (gene PDCL3). NCBI's taxonomy places the organism in Eukaryota, Metazoa, Chordata, Mammalia, Lagomorpha, Ochotonidae. The coding region runs from base 56 to 778 and encodes 240 amino acids. The record is from RefSeq and is a predicted model, not a curated record. The transcript is spliced from 6 exons. Gene Ontology annotation, biological process: angiogenesis; protein folding; positive regulation of gene expression. Gene Ontology annotation, cellular component: cytoplasm.
GAGCUAAGUGGGGCGGGACCGCGCGGCGGAAGAGGCCGGAGCGCUCCGGGACACGAUGCAGGACCCUAACGCAGACACCGAGUGGAAUGACAUCUUACGCAAAAAGGGCAUCCUGCCCCCAAAGGAGAGUCUGAAGGAACUGGAAGAGGCGGCGGAAGAGGAGGAGGCACGCAGACUCCAGCAGUCAGCGGUGAAAACGUAUGAAGCCAUGACGCUGGAAGAACUGGAAGAAAAUGAAGAUGAAUUUAAUGAAGAGGAUGAACGUGCUAUUGAAAUGUACAGGCAGCAAAGACUGGCUGAGUGGAGAGCAACUCAAAAAAAGAAAAGAUUUGGAGAAGUUUUGGAGAUUUCAGGAGAAGAUUACGUUCAAGAAGUUACCAAAGCUGGUGAGGGCUUGUGGGUAAUCUUGCACCUCUAUAAGCAAGGGAUUCCCCUCUGUGCCCUGAUAAAUCAGUACUUGAGUGAACUUGCCAGGAAGUUUCCUGAUGUGAAAUUUAUCAAAGCCAUUUCAACAACCUGCAUACCCAAUUACCCGGACCGGAAUCUGCCCACAGUGUUUGUUUACUGGGAAGGCGACAUCAAGGCUCAGUUCAUUGGGCCUCUGGUGUUUGGUGGCAUGAACCUGACGAGAGACGAGUUGGAGUGGAAACUGGCUGAGUCUGGGGCCAUCGAGACGGACCUGGAGGAGAACCCCAGGAAGCCAGUCCAAGACUUGCUACUGUCCUCCAUGAGGUGCUCUGUCUCCACCAAGAGGGACAGCGAUUCGGAGAGUGACUGAGACGCUGCACUUCUGGACAGGACACAUUGGAUAUUUUCUUUCUAACAAAGAGUGAAUCUUUUUGUUUGUUAGCCUUUUAUAUUAUAUUUCAGAUCUCCCACCUUUCACACAUAGUCACUGCCGCAAAUUGUAAUAAAUUAUUGGAACUACAUAUAUUUUUUGGAAAACUGUAUUUUUAAAAUAAUGACAUUUCUUUUUUUUUAAAGAU